AUGAAAGAUGAGGGAGGGGAAAGAGACAGAGAAGUGAGCAGCCUGAACAGCAAGCUCCUGAGCCUGCAAGCUGACAUCAAGAAUCUCCAUGAUGUUUGCAGGAGACAGGGGAAGACCUUGCAGGAGAAUCAACUCUGUGUGGAGGAGGCGAUGAUGAACAGCAGCCAUAACAAAAAGCAAGCGUUAGCAUUCGAGGAAUCACAGAUGGAGUUUGGGCCCAGUAAACAGUGCCAUCUGAGACAGCUCCAACAGCUCAAGAAAAAAUUGCUGGCCCUUCAGCAAGAACUGGAGUUUCGCACAGAGGAGCUGCAGACUUCUUACUGUUCCCUCCUGCAGUAUCAGUCUGUCCUAGAGAAGCAGACUUCUGACCUGGUUCUUCUUCACCAUCACUGCAAACUGAAAGAAGAUGAGGUGACUCUCUAUGAGGAGGAAAUUGGAAAUCAUACUGGGAGCACAGGGGAGAAGCUCCACUUGGCACAGGAGAAACUCGCCUUGGCCGGGGACAAGAUUGUCUCCCUAGAAAGAAGCUUAAACCUCUACAGGGAUAAAUACCAGACUUCCCUAAGCAACAUUGAAUUACUGGAGUGCCAAGUGAAGAUGUUGGAAGGGGAGCUCAGCGGGAUUGUCAGUCAGGAACCUGAAAGCAAGGGUGAUCAUUCAAAGGUGCGCAUAUACACUUCUCCCUGCAUGAUUCAAGAGCAUCAAGAAACUCUGAAACGACUGUCUGAAGUCUGGCAAAAGGUCUCUGAACAGGAUGAUCUGAUCCAGGAACUUCGGAAUAAGCUAGCCUGCAGUAAUGCUUUGGUUCUAGAGCGUGAAGAGGCUUUGAUAAAAUUACAAGCAGACUUUGCUUCUUAUACAGCCACCCACCGACAUCCUCCUAGCUCCUCAGAAGAUUGUGAAGACAUCAAAAAGAUCUUGAAGCACCUACAGGACCAGAAGGACAGCCAGUGCCUGCAUGUGGAGGAAUACCAGAACCUCGUGAAGGACUUGCGCAUGGAGCUCGAGGCUGUGUCAGAACAAAAGAAAAACAUCAUGAAGGAAAUGAUGAAGCUGGAGCUGGACCUGCACGGGCUGCGGGAGGAGACAUCUGCCCAUUUGGAGAGGAAGGACAAGGAGGUCAUGAUCCUGCAGCACCGGCUGCAGGAGCUGCAGAUGCAGUUAACUGAGACCCAAAAGCUGGGUUUGAAGAAAGACGCGCUCCUCCAAGAGAAAGAUGAAAUGCUGCACGAGCUAGAGAAGGAACUGACACAGGUUCAGACAACCCUCCUGAAAAAAGAGAUGGAGUGGGAGAAGCAGCAGCUAAUCACAACAGAACUUGAAAUCGCCAUCCAGGAGGCGAAUCAGGAUAAGAGCAAGGAGGAGUGUGAGGCCCUGCGCACUGAGAUCCAGAAGCUGAAGGACCAUCUCGAAGAUGCCCAACAGCAGCAGAAGCUGGCUGCUCAGCAAGCAGCCCAGUACAAAGAAGAGGCCAGCAAUGCAAAGAAUGACCUGGAGGAUUCCCAGAGGAAACUGCAAAGCUGCAUUCUCUCAGAGAAGCAGAAGGAAGACACCAUCCAGGAGCUUCAGAGAGCACUUCAGAAGCUGCAGAAGGAUUCCUUGAUGGCUGAAGAGGAACUUACACCCAACAGGAAACGGAUAGAGGAGCUGACAUCAGAACUCUCUGAGGUCCUGAAGAAGCUUGAAAAUUCAGACAAGGAAAAGAAGCAGCUUCAGAAGACAGUGAAUGAGCAGGAUAUGAAAAUGAAUGAAUUGCUAGAUCAUAUCAAACUCCUUCAACACCAGCACAGGGAGCUAACCUCCAUCAAAAGCACUCAAGAGGAGGAGCUUAAGGAAUUAACAAGGUUAGUGGAGGAGAAACGGGAACAGUUGAAAAAGAGCAAAGAAAAGGAAAAGCUGAUGGAGGUAGAGAUCGAGUCAUUGCAACUGGAAGAAAGAAAGAAAGAAAAGACGUCAAAAGAAACGUUGCGAAAUUUGGAGGAAGAAAAUGAGAAUCUCAAACUACAGUUUAAGCAGCAUUCUACACAACUAGAGACCUCUGUCAGCAAAUACAACUCCUCCCAGAAAGUCAUCCAAGAGCUGAAUAAUGAGGUUGCCAUUCAGAAGAAUGCCUUAGCGAGUCUGCAGGCCCAGCUAGACAAGGCUAUACAGAAAGAGAAGCACUGUCUCCAGACCAUGGUCAGUAAAGAAGCCUAUGAGGAAUUAUCCCGGAAGUCAGCCGCCUGCCAAGAUGACCUGACACAAGCUCUCGAAAAGCUCAAUCAUACGAUAUCAGAGACCAAGAGCCUGCACCGAAACUUGACACAGGCCCAAGAUAGGAAAGUUCAGCUGGAAGAUGAAAUCAUGGCUUAUGAGGAGAGGAUGAAAAAACUCAACAUGGAAUUAAAAAAACUUCAAGGCUUCCAUCAGGAGAGUGAGCUAGAGGUGCAUGCCUUCGACAAGAAGCUGGAGGAAAUGAGCUGCCAAGUGCUGCAGUGGCAGAAGCAGCACCAGAGCGACCUCAAGAUGCUGGCCGCUAAAGAAGAGCAGCUUCGGGCCUUCCAGGAGGAAAUGGCCACCCUGAAAGAGAGCCUCCUUGCUGACGAGAAGGAGAUCUGUUGCUUGCCCCCGCGGUCUGCGCCCAAAGACCCCUGUAGGCUGCGCCAAGAGAACGAUCAGAUCAUGACCAACAUGGAGCAAUGGGCCAAAGAUCAGAAGAUCGCCAAUGAGCAAUUAGGAAACAAGCUCCGUGAACAGGUCAAAUAUAUCGCCAAGCUGACUGGUGAAAAGGACCACCUCCACAAUGUAAUGGUCCACCUGCAACAGGAAAACAAGAAGCUGAAGUGCGAGAUAGAGGAGAAGAAGCUGAAAUCAGGGCACCCAAGGUUGUGCACCAAAGCCCUGCUCCCAGGCAAAACAGAGGUCACACAAAGGGGCAAACUGUGUGGCACCUUGGGCUGGAGGGGGACCACCCCAGACAUGAGGCAAAGAAUGGAUGUCACCAAGUUUGUCGGGAUUCCCCACUGUUCAGCCAAACAAAAGCGAAGAAAAGUCACUGCUUAUAGCAACACAGGGUGCCAGGACUCAGGAAAGGCGAAUUCCAGAAAUGCCGUGUAA
This is a messenger RNA of Phyllostomus hastatus (greater spear-nosed bat), 3096 nucleotides long. RefSeq names its product polyamine modulated factor 1 binding protein 1 (gene PMFBP1). Bases 1 to 3096 code for a protein of 1031 amino acids. The record is from RefSeq and is a predicted model, not a curated record. NCBI's taxonomy places the organism in Eukaryota, Metazoa, Chordata, Mammalia, Chiroptera, Phyllostomidae. Gene Ontology annotation, biological process: spermatogenesis. The transcript has 20 exons.